AUGCCAGACCAACCGAUCCAGUCCCGAGUGGUCCGUCGGAGGAAUCCACGCCCCAUUAAUUCAUGUGUUGAGUGUCGCACCCGCAAAAGUAGAUGCUCCAAAACCCACCCUUGCCAGAAUUGCACCGCUUUUGGUCGAGAGUGUGUCUUCAUCACAGUUCCCGAGAGUGCCGCCCGCAAGAAGCAGAGGGAGAGCCUCUCCAAAUCCAAUGGCGACUGGACCGAACCCAUCCCCGUGAGGACCGCAUCCCAGGCCACCACCACCACUACCAAGGCCGAACAGUAUGACACUAAAUACGAAACCAAAUAUGAUGUCUCUAGCACUAGUGCCAUCACCACUACCCCAGGAACUCCACCCAGAGAUUAUGAGUGGGAAGCUUACCAGCAGCAUGUCGAGGUCGACGACGGCGACGCCUGGGAGAAACUCCCCGCCGAACCAGAAGAGACCAAUGACGACGUCUACGAGGACGAAGAUGACGACGAGGACCAGAUUGCAACUGACUUGACCAUUCGAAUUGGCCGCAUGAUCAUUUGUGAGAACAUCACUGGAUUCUUCCGACCUCAGUACGCAGAAGAACUGGGGAAACUCCUUGUCGAGCAUCCCGCUACCACCACAGCAUCUGUGGCAGGGCAGCGCGCUCCACAGUCUUCUGGACUUCUAUCUGCGGAGCAUAUGCCUUCAUUGGCGCCGUCGCUGAGUUUGCUGUUGGGAUCUUCAACACCCCUCCCGCAAUGCAACGAUUUGGAUCCUCCAGACCUUCCGAACAAGGCCGAAACAGAAGCCCUGGCCCAGAGAUAUCUCGAAGCCGUCAGUCCGCUUGCUCAUGUCUUGCAUAUGCCUUCCUUCAGACGCCUAUUUGACCGAUUCUGGAUGAAUGUCGAGCUCGGUACUCCGAAUCAGAAUUCUUGUACAGCUCUGAUCCUCGCAGUCUGUAUGGCUGCCGCUGCAUCCUUAUCUCCUCUGCAAGCGAAAGCACAGUUCGGCAUUACUAAGGAAGACUUAUUCAUCCGACUGCAGAAGGCUACGGAACGUGCCCUACUCCGGGCCAAUUGGGCGAAAACCUCGAAUAUUCGCACAUUGCAGGCACUCACAAUUUAUCUGAUUUCGCGAGCGACUUCGGUAGUAGUCGGUGCAUUAGUUCGACUAGCGCAAUGUAUUGGCAUUCAUCGCUUAAGCCAUACAUCUGCGAACAGCCUGACGCCAUUGCAGCGCCACGUGCGCUCGCUGCUGUGGUACCAGAUCUGUUUCCUCGACUUCAAAACAGCAGAAGCCCAAGGUCCUCAUCCAUCCAUCCGCGCUGACGACUUUGAUAUCCCUCUUCCACUCAAUGUAGAUGAUGAUGUCUUCGAAUUCGGAUCUUCGAAGUGGCAACAUCACCCAACCCCUGCUCAGGGGUGGACUGAUGUCACGCUAUCACUGAUCCGAUAUGAGUGCAACGAGAUUCAUCGACUCAUCUUCCGAGGAAGGAUAGAGAUGGACCGCAAGACCAUCACACUCCAUGACUUGCGCGCUCGGGUAGAGGCGAAAAAGAAGUACAUCCAUGCCAAGUACCUCCGAUACCUGGAUGCGUCAGAUUCUAUCCAGCGCUAUGCAGGUUUGGUGGCCACCUUGCUCAUGUCGCGAUGCGACUCUAUGCUUCUUUAUCGGCACUUGCCGCAAGCCUCACUUCAACCGCGGUCGGAUCCCGAGAAUCGACUCCGAGACAUAUUGUUGACUGCUGCGCUCAACACGCUAGAGAUUGGAGCCACCCUUGACACGUUACCUUCGCUGAGCGCCUGGGCGUGGUAUUCCACCACCUAUCAGCAGUACCAUGCGGUUCUUCUGCUCCUCACAGAGUUAUAUCGAACGCCCGACCUGCCAAGGAAAGACCGAAUGAUGACGAUAGUCGAUCAUAUUUUCGGACACUGCUACGGUGUUGGUAUUCGAGAACGCUGCUCAGAUCUACUGUGGACCGUGAAGGAAAACCUUGAAGCUUUCUACAUCAUGAAAGGAAUUAACAAAAAGCGCACGACGCAGUCUCUCCAGCAGCCUCCAUAUCGACCCCUUCGCCAAGGCUCCAUGAAUACCCCAGAGUUCCAAAUGGCACUGCAAAGUCAAUUGCAGACGCCAAUGGACAACCUAGACUUUGACAGUCUGCUCGGAGGUCUAGCAUCGGGCGGAAGUGCAGAAGGAUUUGAGGACUUCCUAGCACAGAUGCCACAAGCUGAAGGCCAUGGGGCGAUAUUUAUGCCAGCAGACACCAAUGGAGUACAGGUACAAGGUAACGAAUGGAUGGAAGGCAGCGUGCAGAGCGUACAGAGCGUGCAAAGCACAAGUCCCAAUGCAAGCCUACAUCAAUGGGAAAAUUGGAAUAUACAGCCCCAGAAUUGA
Aaosphaeria arxii CBS 175.79 is the source of this 2370-nucleotide messenger RNA. RefSeq lists its product as uncharacterized. The record is from RefSeq and is a predicted model, not a curated record. Bases 1 to 2370 code for a protein of 789 amino acids. Gene Ontology annotation, biological process: DNA-templated transcription; regulation of DNA-templated transcription. Lineage: Eukaryota; Fungi; Ascomycota; Dothideomycetes; Pleosporales. Gene Ontology annotation, molecular function: DNA-binding transcription factor activity, RNA polymerase II-specific; zinc ion binding; DNA binding. The transcript is spliced from 3 exons.